AUGAGUUCUACUGAUUCGCACAACAACGAGUCCACUGAAACCAAAUUUGCGUAUGUUGUCGAUAGUUUGAGUGUUACUGAUGCUUCCAUAGUCUCCAACAGAGAUUGCAAGGAUUAUAAACCCGAACAUUUUGUGAUGCCGCAGAUUGUGCCACAACAGGGAACUCCUCAAAAGUUUGUGAAUCCCUUUAAAUCACCGAACACAACGCCUUCCAAAUCACCAAAGUCAACGCCUUCCAAAUCACCAAAAUCGACGCCGUCUCCAUAUAAGCGAAUUCGUCGUAAAAGAGGAGGCAAAUGGCGUCGGUUGAGCGUCGACGGUUCAGGUGCCGAAACCGGCGAUGAUGAAGCGAACAAUGACGAUAAUAUGUCUGCUCAAAACACUCCUGUCAAAAGCGAAUCAAGAAAGAAGGUCUUAGAUAUGUCCGGAUCUCAAAUUGUCGAGCAAUUCAAAGAACAGUUUUGCAAUCAAGGAAUGUCCUCCGAGAAUGGCGCCACCGUCAUUCCACAAUGCUCAUCGUUGGCUUCUGAUGUUGUGCCACCGAGACGAUUUUAUUGUACUCCUUCACCGUGGCAUUUUCAUUUGAAAUCUUCCGGUCAUAAUUACUUAAACAGAUUGACGCUCAAGAAAAUUAUUUAUCAAAGAUUCAAAAGAAAACUGGAGCAAAAGAAGUUGAAAAAUGCCAAGAAAUUGUUGAAUGCUCGUAAGAGAAAGGAAAACACGAUUCGAGCUCUUCGCCGUGAAGUUUCCGCUAUCCAAUCAAACAAGAACCUGCAUCAAAUGCUAUCCGAUAAAGGACGUGUAUCAUGUGAUGCAGAGUUGGAUUCUUACCGGCGUAUCCUAUGUGAGGAAAGCAUUAAAAAUUCUCGUUCCAAUCUGAGUCGGUUGAAAAUGAAAGUCGAGAAAAAUGAUGACACAUUUCUUGGCACGCUUGUCCGAUCAAGCAACAAGGAAGUUUCGGUUCAGAAUAUUGAAUCAAAACAGGAUGGCCAAGAUAGUAUGGAACUAUUCAAAACUACCGAACACGAGGCAAAUGGUCACAAGAAGCGUCGUCGCAAACGUGCAGGCAGGCGUAUUCAAAAACUCCGAGAACUAGCGAUGAAGGAGAAUAAUGACAACGUGGUUAUUAACUCACUCUAA
Molecule: messenger RNA, 1140 nt
Organism: Caenorhabditis bovis
Lineage: Eukaryota; Metazoa; Nematoda; Chromadorea; Rhabditida; Rhabditidae
Source: the annotation of a GenBank genome assembly